Molecule: messenger RNA, 6203 nt
Organism: Polistes dominula (European paper wasp)
Lineage: Eukaryota; Metazoa; Arthropoda; Insecta; Hymenoptera; Vespidae
Product: maltase 1
Biological process (GO): carbohydrate metabolic process
Source: RefSeq, a predicted model, not a curated record
AAAAGAAAAGAAAAAAAUACGAAAGGGAAAAAUAAUAAAUCAAAUGAAUAAUUUUAUCAAACUUCAGAUAAAAUAUCUGAAUGGGUUUAAUCGUUGUUUAUGUUUUUUUUUGUUUUUAAUUUUAUUUUAUUAUUUUUAAUUCUUCUCUUCUCGUAAUUGCACGAACGACGUUAUUCGAUGAUGGGGAUUCUUGUAAAUAUGCUUCAACGAAACGCACAUUAAAACUUAUUUUUCUACUUUCACAUUUACCAUGACGAAUAAAGUUAAAGGAUGGAAGUUACAAGCAAAAAAAUCGAACACGUACGUGUAAAUAUUAAACGCGUACUAUUAUUUAAUGAAAUAGUUCUAUUAAAAGAUAUUUUAAUAUUAAAUUCUUACUGAAGAAACAUUUUUGUAGGAAUAAAUAUAUUUUUUGGGUUCGAUUAUUACGCACAAGCAAAUAGCAAGUAUUACUAUCUAUCUAUCCGUUCCUUUUCGAAUAAAACAUCUCUUUCGUUUGAAGAGAAGAUGGAAAUAGACGAAAGUAAGAAGAUAAAUCCCCGUGUCGUACUUUGGAAAAAGGGUCUCGAACGUUAAACGGAUUUAUGGGAUUUUAUGGAGAUUUUUUUGCAAGAUGAAAGUAUAUGCCUGCAUUAUCUCUCUCUCUCUCUCUCUCUCUCCCUCCUUCUCUCUCUCACAUUCUUUGAAUCGAUCGAUCUAUCGAAAAGGUUGGGGGUGGGUGGAAGAGGAAAAGAAAGAGAAGGUUCAUACGAUUUUACUUGUAAAGCCUUAACCAAUUAGAAUUCUCGAAAGUAUAAUAAUUAAUAGACAUAAAUAAGACAUCUUAUUUACUUACAUAUAUAUAUAUAUAUAUAUAUAUAUAUAGUCACGUGAUAGAUACACACAGUUAUCUAUUCAUGAAAGCGUCGAGGUUGAGCUUUAAUCGAUGUAUAAUUAAUGUAAAAGAUUUCAAUUAGUGUCUCGUUAGUGUUUAUUUAAAUAUGUAUGUGUGUGAAUGUGUGCGUGUAAAUGCUAUGUCAAUGUAUAUGUCAAAAAAAAUAUAUAUAUAUAUGUGAGUCGGAUUGAGAGCCAAUGUAUGAUGUGGGUGGUACACGUUUUCGCGUAUGAUGAGCUCCCAAUGAUCGUUUUAUUUGUCCGACAAUGAUGAUGAUGAUGAUGAUGAUGAUGAAAAAGAAUACUCGUUAGAAGGAUACCAAGUUUUACCUGUGAGGUCUGCGGUAAUUUACAAUAUAUAUCUUUGGCAGCCAUUAGGAAUUUAUCUUUCAAUUAUGCAACUCUUUUAGAUCACGUAACUAAACGUAUCCGCAAGUAUUUAUUCGCGGUAACGUAACUACUGCUACUACUACUAUUACUAAAACCUAAUCGUCAUAGAUGAUGAUGAUGAUGAUGAUGACGAUGCUUAGUUGGAGAAUAAUUACAGUUCUCUUUGUAUAUAUUAUAUAAAAAUGUAGAGACGUUAUUAUCAUUUUAUCAAGUGUUAUAAUCGAAAAAUAUCUUUCGAGAAAUACACACAUACAUAGAGAGAGUGAGAGAGAGAGAGAGAGAGAGAGAGAGGAAAAAAGGACCAAGAAAAAGCUAAGAGGUAAACGUAUCUUUUUACGUAUCUGUCGUCGUUUUUGUCGUAGUAGUAGUAGUAAUAUUAGUAGUAGUAAAUAGUAGUAGUAGUAGUAGUAGUAGUAGUAGUAGUAAUGCACUUACACUCUCGCGGUACAUCUAACAAAAGUUUCUAAAUAAAGUAUAAAACACGUUUCAAGUCGUUUACUUAGAAACAUACGUACGAACAAAAAGAAAAGAAUAAAAAGAAAAGAAAAGAAAAGAAAAGAAAAGAAAAGAAAAGAAAAGAAAAGGAAAAACUAAGAAGAAAAUAAAAAGGUGUAGUUUAAUACAUUUUGAACAUCUUCGUCGAGUGAGAGUGCAUGAGGGAGGAGGGUGGUGCAAACUAUUCUGUAAGAGAAAAUAAUAUAAUAAUACUUUAUAGUUGAAACACGUUCAAACACAUAUCCGUCCUUAUUUAAUUUUUAUUGUGUUUUUUUUUUUUUUAAUUUUAUUCUAUCGUUAGUUAGUUAGUGUGUCAUUUGUCGUUUUAAUAAACAGCAUGAUACAAAGGUGAGAAGGUAUCUACGUUUCAUGUGUGUAUCUCUCUCUCUCUCUCUCUCUCUCUCUCUCUCAUUUUUGAAACGGGGUAAAGUAUAUACUUAGAUUAAUGUAUAUAGAAAACAUUCUGCGCGUAAACUUAUUUAUUUUUAAUAGCUGGCACACAACUAAAUACUACUACUCUUUUAUAAAUGAAUGUUGCAAAUUGAAAGUAGCGCACUUUAAUAAAUCGCUCGCACACAACACUACUAUUACUACUCACCUCAAGAAACAACACCGUUCCUUUGAAUAAACGUCAAUUUAUCAAUUUCAUUUAUUCGAAGUUGGACGACACAACGUACGAUUUACGUUCUCUCGAUUUUAAAACGUUUUUAUUACAAUAUAUAUAUGUGUGUGUGUGCCUGUGUGUGCGUAUAGGAGUUGUGUACUCUAGUUACUAUUUAUAAACAGAGAGGAAAGAACAAAAUAAUAAUAAAGAAGAAGGAAUAUAUAUAGAUAUAUAUCAAGUAAAGUGAAUUUUUUGUCAAAGUAAAAUCUAGUCGAAAUAUUUGACUUGAGACGUAAAAGGUCUGCGCGUUUGUUUAAGUAAUUGAAAAAAAAAAAAAACUGAAAAAAGAACAAAAAAAAAAAUAACAUUACAAUUUACAAAAUAAUAUAUAUAUAUAUAACACGCAAGAACGAGAUUAUCAAGUGAAAAUAUUCCGACGUGAACACAAAGUAAGAAAUACGAAUUAAAAAGAGUAUCCUUCUUGCGACAGAUGAGGGGCCAAAACGCGUGAUAGAAAAUAAGAUUAUGUACCUAUAUUGGACGUAGGUGGUACAUCAAACAAAUUGCAAACAUGUUGCGCUUACUUUGUAUAUGUUCGUUGUUAUUUGCAACGGGUCUCGUCAAUGGCGAGAUUAAAAAUAAAGGAUGGUGGAAGAAUGCAGUGUUUUAUCAAAUUUAUCCCAGGAGUUUCAUGGAUUUGAACAACGAUGGAAUUGGUGAUUUAAAUGGUAUUACUUCGAAAUUGGAACAUUUCGUUGAUGCUGGGGUUGAUGGAAUAUGGUUAUCACCCAUUUAUGCUAGUCCAAUGGUAGAUUUUGGUUACGACAUAUCAGAUUUCAGAGCAAUACAUCCAGAUUUUGGUACCAUGAAAGAUUUCGAAGCUUUGUUAGCAAAAGCAAAGAAACUUGGAUUAAAGUUAGUUCUCGAUCUCGUGCCAAAUCAUACGUCACAUGAACACGAAUGGUUCAAAAAGGCUUUAGCUGGUAUCAAAAAAUACAAGGAUUAUUAUAUUUGGAAAAAGGGACGAAAAAAUGACGGUGUAACACCACCAAAUAAUUGGAUCAGUGUUUUCAGUGGCCCUGCAUGGACGUAUAAUGAAACCAUGAAGGAAUGGUAUUUCCAUCAAUUCGAAUACAGGCAACCAGAUUUGAAUUACAGUAAUCCCGAUGUGCGAGCUGAAAUGGAAGAAGUCAUACGAUUUUGGUUACGUAAAGGUAUUGAUGGUUUUCGCGUUGACGCAGUUCCACAUUUAUUCGAAGUUGAUGAUCUUCGUGACGAGCCCAGAAGUUUUGAUCCAACUACGACAGAACGCGAUUAUGCUUAUUUAGAUCAUAUUUAUACUAAAGACGAUCCAAGAACUUACGAAUUAGUCCAAAGUUGGAGAAAAGUUCUCGAUGAUUAUGCAAAUGCCAAUAACGAGGAUGAAAAGGUGAUGAUGACGGAAGCAUAUACCGAUUUACAAAAUACUACGAAAUAUUAUGAUUAUGGUUCUCAUAUACCAUUUAAUUUCAAAUUGAUCACUGAUGUCAAUCACACCUCGAGUGCUACCGAAUUUAAAGAUACCAUCGAAUCAUGGAUUCGAGAAAUGCCAAAGAAUGGUGUUGCCAAUUGGGUGUUGGGAAACCACGAUCGUAGUCGUACGAUAUCGCGUUAUCCAAAAAGAGGUAAUCAAAUGCUUAUGCUACCAAUGAUUUUACCUGGAGUUGCUGUAACUUAUUAUGGCGAAGAAAUUGGUAUGGUUGACAAAAGAGACAUUUCAUGGGAAGACACCCAAGAUCCACAAGCUUGCAAUGCCGGAAAAGACAAAUAUUCUGAACGAUCUCGCGAUCCUAAUCGUACACCUUUCCAAUGGGAUUAUACCGUUAAUGCAGGUUUCAACAAUGGUUCUAAAACGUGGCUUCCAGUUCAUGAAAAUUAUAAAGUAUUGAAUUUAUUAGAUCAAACGAAUUCUACCGAUCAAUCCUACUACAAAAUUUAUCGAUCAUUGAUUAAAUUACGCAAAACAUCGCGAGUUCUUAAAGAAGGUUCAUUAAAAUUAAAAUAUCAACGUAUUGCAUCAAAAUUGGAACAUUUCGUUGAAACUGGGAUUGAUGGAAUAUGGAUUUCACCAAUUUAUGCUAGUCCAAUGGUAGAUUUUGGUUACGACAUAUCCAAUUUCAAAGCAAUACAUCCAGAUUAUGGUACCAUGCAAGAUUUCGAUGCAAUGGUCGCAAAAGCAAAGAAACUUGGAUUAAGAGUAAUUCUUGAUUUCGUACCGAAUCAUACGUCAGAUAAACACGAAUGGUUUCAAAAGGCUUUAGCUGGUGUAAAAAAAUACAAGGAUUAUUAUAUUUGGAGAAAAGGACGUAAUAAUGAUGGUUCAAUGCCACCAAACAAUUGGAUUAGUCGAUUCAGUGGUCCAGCUUGGACUUAUGAUAAAACCAUGAACGAAUGGUAUUUACAUCAAUUCGAAUACAGACAACCAGAUUUAAAUUACAAUAAUCCCGAAGUUUGUGCUGAAAUGGAUGAAGUGCUUCGAUUUUGGCUACGUAAAGGUGUUGAUGGUUUUCGAGUGGAUGCCAUUCCUUUUCUUUUCGAGCGUGAUGAUCUUCGCGAUGAACCUAGAAGCUUUAACCCAGAUACCACCACUCGAGAUUAUGGUUACUUAAAUCACAUUUAUACCAUUGACGAUCAACGAACCUAUGAUAUGGUAAAAAGUUGGAGAAAAGUUCUCGAUGAUUAUGCCAAUGCCAAUAAUUCGGAUGAAAAGGUGAUAAUGACCGAAGCUUAUACUAAUCUAAAAAAUACUACGAAAUAUUAUCAGUAUGGCGCUCAAAUACCAUUUAAUUUUCAAUUGAUCUCGGACAUCAAUCAAAAUUCAAAAGCAGAUGAUUUUAAAAGAAUUAUCGAACAAUGGAUGGAACAUACUCCAAAGAAUGGAGUUGCAAAUUGGGUGUUGGGAAAUCACGAUAAUAGUCGUGUUGGGUCACGUUUUCCAAAUAGGACUAUGCAAUUGAAUAUGAUGACGAUGAUUUUGCCAGGAGUUGGUGUAACUUAUUAUGGUGAAGAAAUUGGAAUGGUUGACAAAAGGGACAUAUCCUGGGAAGAUACGAAGGAUCCACAAGCUUGUAAUGCUGGAAAGGACAAAUACAAAUAUGAAUCUCGUGAUCCAGCACGUACACCCUUUCAAUGGGACAAUAGCAGAAAUGCUGGAUUCAGUAAAGCUAAUCGAACGUGGAUACCUGUACAUGAAAAUUACAAAAGAUUGAAUUUAUUAAAUCAAAAGAAUUCUAAAGAACAAUCGCUUUACAAGAUAUAUCAAUCUUUGAUUAAAUUGCGCAAAACAUCGAGUGCUAUUAAAAAUGGUUCAUUGAAGGUAAAUGUGUUGAAGCUUAACACGGAUUAUUGUUAUAAUUGCGAGGUAUUAGCUAUCAAUCGAGAAGUACCUGGAGAAUCAGUAACUUUAUUAAUGAGUUUCUCACCUGUGAUAACAACUCGUGUUAAUUUGAAGGAUGUAAUGACCCUUUAUAACAAUACCUACGUUGAAAUCGAUGCAUAUCAUACUAAAAGAUUUAAAAAAUCUCACAAUUUCGCAUAUCUUGCACCUUGGCAAGCAAUGAUCUUAUCAUCUAGCAAUUAAAUUUAAUAAACCAAUUUAUAUAUAUAUAUAUAUAUAUAUUGGAUGUUUUAUAUGCAAAAUUUUAAAUUGGAUUUUUAACGAAAUGCAGUACGAGGGUCGUAAAACGAAUGAUCUUGUAUAAAAAUUUGUAACAGUAGGAAAACUACAUAAAUAAAAGGAACUUUACUAUCCAAUUGACGCAUAGAAAAAUCCUAUCUCGUUGCUGAUAAUUAUCUACUCUCC